GUGGUGUGUGGAGAUACGUACAGCCUGAAUAUGUCGGCUGGGUAAAGUACGUUAACUGUUAUGGAACGAUUUCCUUUGGUUAAGUUAUUUGCCGUCGGAUAAUCACGAAAAUCGUUGCGAAUCGAAGCGCGAGAGGUAUGAACACGGCGAAGACGAUCGAUUGAGAAAAUCUAACUCGCCAUAUUGUAAAGGAAAAGAUUUGGUAAAGCGAAGAAGGCCUUAUGUCAAGUCGGUUCAGUGUUGUUCGAUAUCGGGAAGGCCGACAACGUGUGCCAAUAUGAAGAAGCUGUUUUCAAAGAUCGAAAACACGUCCAAGGAGCCGAACAGUUACAUCGGAAAGGUUUUCGUGGUGGGACGACAUACUGUCACCGUCGAAGAAGUUCUCGCUGAAGGAGGAUUUGCCAUUGUAUUCUUGGUGAAAUCUUCGAGCGGACGGUACGCACUUAAACGCAUGUACGUUAAUAACGAGCACGACCUCAAUGUUUGUAAAAGGGAAAUACAAAUUGCAAAUAAUUUAAACGGUCAUAAGAAUAUUAUUGGAUAUGUGGACAGUAGUAUAACUCACAUAGGUGGAGGAGUCCACGAGCUCCUGCUUCUGAUGCCUUAUUGCAGAUCUCAAGUUUUACAGAUGAUGAAUAACAGGUUACAGACUGGUUUUACUGAGUCCGAAGUUCUUCAAAUAUUUUGUGAUGUUUGCGAGGCUGUGUCGCGGCUGCAUCACUGUCAGACGCCGAUAAUUCACAGGGAUCUAAAGGUCGAGAAUAUAUUGUAUUCCGAUGCCGGCCACUACGUGCUGUGCGACUUCGGUUCGGCGACGGCAAAGAUUCUUAAUCCGAGUGUCCAAGGCGCGGCGAUCGUCGAAGAAGAAAUUAAGAAAUAUACGACUCUCAGCUACAGAGCACCCGAAAUGGUCGAUAUGUAUUGCGGAAAAGCUAUCACGACGAAGGCGGAUAUAUGGGCACUCGGAUGUUUGUUGUAUAAACUUUGCUUCUUCUCGUUGCCAUUUGGGGAGAGUACGCUCGCCAUUCAGUCGGGGAAUUUUACGAUACCGGAUAACUCGAGGUACAGUAGAAACCUUCACUGUCUGAUUCGUUAUAUGCUCGAACCGGAUCCCGAUAAUCGGCCUGACAUUUAUCAAGUCUCCGCGGUUGCAUUCCAAAUACAAAACAAAGAGUGUCCUGUCCAAAAUCUACACAAAGUUCCAACGCCCGUCUUAGACUCGUUACCUUGUCCGCUGAUGGAAUCCGAAAACGUGAAAAGAGCAUCCUCGGUGAAGACGCCGAAACCGUCUCCCGUAACCAUCGUCGAAGGUACAUCGGUCGCACCGAGGCAACGGCCGAAGGGACAAGCCGUGAGUACGGGUCCGAUAAGUUUAAGCGGUCAGAUAGUAUCCCAAAUAUCUGGAAGCCAAGGGACUCAGGCACAGUCGCAAGCUUCGGUAGCAGCAGUUGGGACUACGACCAUCGCUUACGGUCAACAACUUGGUCCGUUGAACGCACCUCAAGUUUUUCUCACUCCGAACACAAUGCAGGCGAGCGUUCAGUCUUCGGUGCAAACAUCUUCUACUCAUCAAGCGCCGACGCAGCAGCUGUCGUCACCGGCGCCGGCGCCUAUGACAACGACAGCGCCUUGUACAAUCUCGUCGACGUCGUCAUCGUCCUCGUCCUCGUCGUCGUCUUCGACAUCGUCGUCCUCAUCCACCUUCGGUCCGGUUUCGCCGCAAACCGCGUGUACGACAACCACUCAAAACGUUCCGUUCGUUCAUCCAUCGCAGGGCCAGCAACCGCAGAGUUAUGUUCAACCACAGGCUUCUACGAUUAGACAGUCUCCUACUGCUGCGACCGUUCCAGAUACGCCAAGUGCAUACUACUUCGCUCCUACUGCGUCCCCGAACGUGUCACUCUCGACCAACGUCAAUGAAGAGAAUUUGGAAGCACUGUUUCCACCAUCCGGUUAUCCGGAUCCAUUCAAAGACGAUAACCGAAGUAUACCACCUCCGCCAACGAAAAUACCACCUCCAGUAGCUGCUAAACCCACGAAAAUUCUUCCCAAAGUAUCGAACAUAGUUUCUGUCAGUGGUCCAGGUUCCAAAUUCACUCCUGUCCUACCGUCUUCUUCGGCGUUAACGACGUCGAAGAUCAACGCUUCGACCGGGCCUAACAAAACUACAGCUGCAGCUACUACGAUCCUAACAGCGACCACGCCGAUUUUACCGAAGCCGGUCAACAAGACUGAGAGUUUGAGUCAAAAUAUCAGUUCGAGCACGUCUCCGCCUGAUAGUCCGACGUUUUCUUCCGCGCGUCACAGAAGAAAUGUCAGCGACACGAGUGCGUUCAACAAGGUAUUCGCAAGCGAAACGACGCAGUUCCUUGCGCCGUACGAAGCUUCGGUGAAAUCGCGUUCAGAAGACCCCACCACCCCGGAAGCUGUGAUCGACGUAAAACCGUGUCUAGGAUCUAGCACUUCGCAUGUACGUAUUGGUGAACUUUCGAAUAUAACUGCUACCGAAGGACGAUCGCUGAGCGCGGACGUGGCGGCCUGGAAUCCGUUCGAAGAUGUCCAACCUUUUAAUCAGUUGACGGAGGAUCAUAUAUUUGGUGCCGAAUUCGAUAAAAUCAGAAGAGGUAGCAACGCGAGUACCGGCGGUGGCGUGAAGAGUCGUGACAGCCUCGUAGCGACGUACAGAGAAUUACCAGAAGAUCCAUUCAAAUCGGCACCUUUUAGUUUGCCAACAGGAAAGAAGAACAAGAUCGGGUCGAAAACUGCGGCGCUUGCUGGAGGCAAGACCGCGAACGGUAGGCCGAGAAUACCUCCGGCGAAACAGUGGAACCCGGGAAUAAUGGAGCGCAAUUUCGAACUGGACGAGGAAACGAUCUGUUUAACGGAAAACGAUAUCGUAUCGCCCUUGACGUUCGUCUCGGUCCCCAUGGAGGAUCGAUCCAAGUAUGAAAAGUUGGCGUUUAGCGCCGCCGACGUGUCCAGCGACAGCGACAAAGAUUCACCGGAACAGCGGAUCAAAUCGAUCAAGCAGAGGAGAAGAGCGAAGAACGUGCUGUCGCGUAGACAGAGGAGAAUGCCGGAUGCGAAAAAUAUGUAUCACGAACCGAACGAUUCUACGUGUCUGGUCGGAGGUCGAAGAUCUAGUCAGUUGGUUUGCAACAGUAUCGUUAAGCCGUCGAGUAUCAGUUUGGAAAAUGGAAAUGGCAAUGGCACAGAAGAGGAAAGUAAUAAGGAGGAUGAUAACGAGGACGAUGAUGAGGACAUCGACGACGACGUGGACGAGAACGUCGACGAUGUGAACGAAGAAGACGAGAAGUCGAGAAAGUAUUACAGGGUGCAGUGUUCGUCGACGACGUUGAAUGGGGAUCCGGUCGUCGGGCAUCAAUACGGGGCGAAACCCCUCUUGCUAGACGACGAACUGGACCCGGAAACGAAACUGGAACAACCGUGCGGUGAUCCGUUUGUCGUUGAACGUACGUACGACUCGAACUUCCAACUCCUUGAUUCUAUCGGUUUGUGCGAGCUGAAACUAAAACUGUCGGUCGAGGGAUCGUCCCAGGAAGAUCUCGCGGGUGACGUCUUUGCGUUAGCUCCGUUCACCAAGCCCACCGCUGGUAAUUUUAGAGAAAGGAAGAACAACUAUCGUCAAGCUUCGAAACUCGUACGAGUGUCGGACGUAACGACGAGUAAUAAUAAAUCGUGUUGGAAAUAUGGUGCGGAUUACGUAGACGUUCGUUUCGUUCACGCGGGAGUACAACGAUUAACCGACGCUAAGAAGAUUGUAAACGUUCGCGAGGAAUCCGAAAGGAAAGAUGUGAGUGUAAGUGAAAAUAAAAAGGGAGGAGCAAAAGCGGAAAAGGAGGCGAAGAACCACGAAGAUAAAAGAUUGGAGGUAUUAGAGACGAAAUCGAAAGAGGAUCCAAGGAUAGCGAGGAGAGAGCAAGAGGAGAAGAGAAAGACUGUUCGUCCGCUCGAAGGUGAGACCAAAGAAACAGAUUUGUUCGGUUCGUCACCGUUCAGUCCCAGCAGUUUUGCAGCGAAUUUAUUCGAUCGCAACGGUGCGAGACAGCAUAGUAUCGAGGAAGUUAAUCCGAAACGAUCGAUCAUAAUGACGACGACAGUAACACCGACGCCGACGCCGACGAUACCAACGAAGCGAGUUUCCGUCUGUUCCAUCGAAGAAACCCAGCCUCUAUCAAUGCCGGUCUCGAACGAUUCGAGAGGAAAUUUCGUAUCCGAAGUAGCGUCCGAAGACCUUUUUGGUUCUAUACCGUUCGACGAGUUCGCGUCUUUGCAAUUGAACGAACGAAAAGAGAGGCUCGAAACGGGUCACGGCGGUGUUCGAGGAACUAUGUUACAGGAAGUGUAUUCGAAUGAACCCGUUCAACGCAUCGAUCGAAUUAUCGACGAGCGCCAACAGAUCGUCGACAGCGUCGCGAAACCAGUAGAAAUCAUUUUACCUCAUCAAAUCCUACUGCCAAUCAAGAAACCGAGCUCGAUAACUGUGGUCGACGAGCACGACACGCCGAGGCAUAAGAAAGAAAAAUUAAAUAAAUUGGAGAAGUCCAAGUAUCAAUUGAUCGACGAGAACCACAGCGAUACCGGCGACGCGCUGUCGUCCUCCUCCAAAUUGAAUCACAAAGGCAAAUCGACGACGAUGUGUUACGGUAAGAAAAUUCCGCGGGCGAAGAAGUGUUCGGUCGCAGUAAAUGCUGCCGGCUUUAGUAAUAUGAGUUUCGAAGAUUUCCCGAGCGACGAGAACGAGGACAGGCAAAUGAACAAUACGAAAGUCACGCCGUUCGAAGUGAUCAGGGAGCCCAUCGAGAAACGGUUCGGAUCGUUGAAGAGGAGAAGCAAUCCUUUCACUUGAAACGAUGAUGCUAUCUAUUUUUAAUGGACAUCGGGUAUAAAGUAUGACAAGAGAAGAAUCACGGUCGCGUUACAAGCAAUUAUGAUACGCGAUGUUUCACUUAAUCGGAAAACUAAGUUCCACGCUUACUCCCUUCGAUUCGCUCCUCUUCGCACCUCGGUCGGUCGAUCGAUUUCUUUCCAAUGAGCACGCAUUCUCUCACGUUUAGUCUCGAUUCCCUCCCGUCCUAAACUUAUUCUUCGUAACUACAUGUACAGCAUACAUAUGUACAUACAUAUAAUUAGAUACUUAUUGUCUAGAUAAGUGUACCAAACGCGAAAUAUUCUUUGUAUCAUGGUUCCUACAUAAUACGCGAUAUACGUUACAUAUGUGAUGCAAAACGCGACCGAUUAAUAACGAAGAGACAAUGACGCAAGCGAAACGAUGAAAUGAAACGAGGAAGAAAAAGAAAGGAGGGAGAAAACGAACGUGCAAUUUAGCCAUCCCCGACGCAGUGUAUCAUACUUAUUAUACUUACAAAAAUACAAAUUGUCAGUAUAGAACACAUAUGUAUAACUUUUUCCUCUACGAGUAACAAGAGAAUCAUAAAACUUGAGAUCGGCGCGAGUAUCGAAUGAAUAAAAUAUUUUAGCGAGGAGUCUGUUCCGUAGAGUAAAUUGCGAUAAAUAUAAAUACCAUGCGCUUUAUAUAAUUUAAAAUGGAAUACAUUAAAUGGUGCUGGUGCUAGUAUUACAUAUUACACUAAAUUAAUCAUCGUUACUCAUGCGUGUCGAUGUACUCGCACGCACGAAUACACGCUUUAAUUUCAAUUUUAAUUAUAUUUUAUAUUGUAUGUAGUAUAAAAAUCUGCUUGACUGAA
Molecule: messenger RNA, 5729 nt
Organism: Ceratina calcarata
Lineage: Eukaryota; Metazoa; Arthropoda; Insecta; Hymenoptera; Apidae
Gene: Nak
Product: Numb-associated kinase
Exons: 12
Coding region: 278-4870 (1530 amino acids)
Biological process (GO): protein phosphorylation
Molecular function (GO): ATP binding; protein kinase activity
Source: RefSeq, a predicted model, not a curated record